AUGAGCAAAAUAGAGGGACCAAAGGAGAUAAUAAGGAAGGUUGAUUUGGUUAUAAUUGUAGUAUUGAUCAGCUUCAUUGUGGGGCCAGGACUAGUUUCAUGUCAGAACAAAGGUUCUGGUGGUGCUGGGGUUGAGAUAUUCGCCCAGCAAAUUUACCGUAGCAUGUCCAAUUAUACAACUGUUUUCAAAGCUGCAAUAAAAAAAGAGUUGGGUUAUUGCAUACUUGAUGUGGACUCUGAUUGGGAUGGGGCGUUCAAUUUCACCAAAGAUCUGAGCUUUUUGACCAUUUGUGCCCAGCAAAUGAAAGGAGAUAUUACACAACGCGUGUGCACAGCAGGAGAAAUAGAAGCCUAUGCCAGAAGUUUUGCUACCAGCACCAAAUCCAACUUUUUGAAGCCCAACAUAAACUGUAAUUUGAGCUCAUGGGUUAAUGGAUGUGAACCUGGAUGGGGAUGUAAAGCUAAUCAGAAAGUAGACCUUAACAGUAACAAAAAGGAGAUACCUGUUAGAUCUGUUGAAUGUCAACCUUGUUGUGAAGGUUUCUUUUGCCCUCAUGGUAUCACCUGCAUGAUUCCUUGUCCAUUGGGGUCUUACUGUCCACGUGCGGAGCUCAAUAAAACUAGUGGAAUAUGUGAACCAUAUCGUUAUCAGCUACCUCCUGGAAAGGCUAACCAUACUUGUGGGGGAGCAGAUAUUUGGGCAGACAUUAUGAGUAGUGGUGAGGUAUUCUGUUCAGCAGGAUCAUACUGUCCAUCUACAAUCAUAAAAAAUCCUUGCAAAGAGGGGUAUUACUGCAGAACAGGUUCUACUGCACAAGAGCGGUGUUUCAGGUUGGCAACUUGUGAGCCUAAAUCAGCAAAUCAGAAUAUUACUGCAUAUGGUGUCCUGGUUUUUGCUGGCUUGUGUUUCAUGCUUAUUAUCAUAUAUAACUGUUCUGAUCAAGUUCUUGCAACUCGAGAAAGAAGACAAGCAAAAUCAAGAGAAAGGGCUGCACAAAGUGUAAGAGAAACACAAGCACGUGAAAAAUGGAAAUCUGCAAAAGAUAUUGCUAAGAAGCAUGCAGUAGGAUUGCAAUCACAAUUAUCGCGUACUUUUUCGCGCAAAAAAACUUCAAAUAAGUCAGAUUUCAAAGGUGUCUUACCACCUAUGGCACCAGGAGGUGCUGGUACAUCAAAAGGAAAGAAAAAGGAUAAAAGCAACCUCACAAAAAUAAUAAAUGACAUUGAGGAAGACCCUGACAGUCAAGAAGGGUUUAAUCUACAGAUAGGAGAUAAAAAUGUCAAAAAGCAAGCACCAAGGGGUAAGGCAUUGCAUACUCAGAGCCAAAUUUUCAAGUAUGCAUAUGGUCAGAUUGAGAAAGAAAAGGCUUUACAGGAACAAAAUAAAAACUUGACCUUCUCUGGAGUGAUUUCAAUGGCCAGUGAUAUUGAGAUAAGGAAGAGACCUACCAUUGAGGUUGCUUUCAAAGAUUUAACCCUCACUUUGAAAGGGAAAAACAAACAUCUAUUAAGAAGUGUGACUGGUAAAAUAUAUCCUGGCAGAGUUUCAGCAGUUAUGGGCCCUUCUGGGGCUGGUAAGACAACAUUUCUUUCUGCUUUAACUGGAAAAGCAACUGGAUGUAACACAACUGGGCAAGUUUUUGUAAAUGGCCAGGAAUCAUCUAUUCGGUCAUACAAGAAGAUAAUUGGUUUUGUGCCACAAGAUGAUAUUGUGCAUGGCAAUUUGACUGUGGAGGAGAAUCUGUGGUUCAGUGCCAGAUGCAGACUCUCUGCUGAUCUACCGAAAGAAGAGAAGGUGUUAGUGGUUGAAAGAGUCAUUGAGUCCUUGGGUCUGCAGGCAAUAAGGGAUUCUCUGGUUGGGACAGUGGAGAAGCGAGGAAUCUCUGGAGGUCAAAGGAAAAGAGUAAACGUAGGACUGGAAAUGGUUAUGGAACCUUCCCUUCUAAUUUUGGAUGAACCCACAUCUGGUUUGGACAGCUCAUCUUCUCAGUUACUGCUUAAAGCACUUAGACGUGAGGCUCUUGAAGGAGUAAACAUAUGUAUGGUCCUUCACCAACCGAGUUACACCUUGUUCAAGAUGUUUGAUGAUUUUAUACUGCUUGCAAAAGGAGGUCUUACAGUGUAUCAUGGACCCGUGAACAAAGUGGAAGAGUACUUUUCAAGCUUGGGGAUUGUUGUCCCUGACCGUGUCAACCCUCCAGAUUACUACAUUGACAUUUUAGAAGGAAUAUUAAAACCAAGUGCAAGCUCAGGAGUAAACUACAAACAACUACCAGUUAGAUGGAUGCUUCAUAAUGGUUACCCGGUGCCUAUGGAUAUGCUACAGAGUGUUGAGGGAUUAGCCGCCACAAGUGGUGAAGGUUCAGCACAUGGAGCAGCCAUGCCUGAACAGAAUGCUGAUGCACCUUCCUUUGCUGGAGAACUUUGGCAGGAUGUAAAGUACACCGUUGAGUUGAAGAGGGACAACCUUCAACACAACUUCCUAAAUUCAAAUGAUUUGUCCAAUCGGUUGACACCAGGAGCGUUCCAACAAUACAAAUACUUUCUUGGAAGAGUUGGAAAGCAGCGACUACGAGAAGCUAGAACACAAUUUGUAGAUUUUCUGAUUUUGCUGAUAGCUGGCCUCUGCUUAGGAACACUUGCCAAAGUGAGUGAUGAAUCGUUUGGAGCAACCGGCUAUACAUACACUGUAAUAGCAGUAUCACUCCUUUCCAAGAUUGCGGCUCUGAGAUCAUUCGCAUUGGAUAAGUUGCACUACUGGAGGGAAAGUGCUUCUGGCAUGAGUAGCCUGGCUUACUUUCUUUCAAAGGAUACGGUUGACCAUUUCAGUACAAUUGUCAAACCUUUGGUUUAUCUCUCUAUGUUCUAUUUCUUCAACAAUCCAAGAUCAUCUGUCAUAGAUAACUACAUUGUUUUGCUAUGUUUGGUGUAUUGUGUCACUGGCAUAGCUUAUGUGUUGGCAAUCUUCUUUCAACCAGGUCCAGCCCAACUGUGGUCAGUGUUACUUCCAGUAGUUUUGACUCUCGUAGCAACCUAUGAUAAUGAAGAAGAUAGCAAAUAUAUUCGUUUUCUAUCUGACCUGUGCUACACCAAGUGGGCUCUUGAAGCAUUUGUAAUAUCUAAUGCACAAAGAUAUGCAGGAGUUUGGUUAAUAAGUCGAUGUGGUGCACUCCAUUCCUAUGGCUAUGAUCUCAAACAUUGGUAUCAAUGUUUAGGCCUUCUUAUUGUAACAGGAAUAAUUAGUCGCAUGCUUGCAUUUUUUUGUAUGAUAACCUUCCAGAAGAAGUAG
Molecule: messenger RNA, 3288 nt
Organism: Gastrolobium bilobum
Lineage: Eukaryota; Viridiplantae; Streptophyta; Magnoliopsida; Fabales; Fabaceae
Product: ABC transporter G family member 28
Exons: 14
Coding region: 1-3288 (1095 amino acids)
Molecular function (GO): ATP binding; ATP hydrolysis activity; ABC-type transporter activity
Source: RefSeq, a predicted model, not a curated record